Ruditapes philippinarum (Manila clam) is the source of this 818-nucleotide messenger RNA. RefSeq lists its product as uncharacterized. The transcript is spliced from 4 exons. Bases 129 to 497 code for a protein of 122 amino acids. The record is from RefSeq and is a predicted model, not a curated record. Lineage: Eukaryota; Metazoa; Mollusca; Bivalvia; Venerida; Veneridae.
UGUUAGACGGCAACUUCCGUGUAAUCUAAAUAAAAGGACGCAGCAAAGACUUUUGUACCACACUUGCUGUUGCAUUCGCCAUAUUCGCACAUUUUCUUGAGAGAUCUGUUUUGAGGAGAAACAACAAAAUGAAUCCUAAGCUCGUUAUUAUUCUGCUUGCUUGUCUUUGGUAUGUAGAUGGUUGUGACAGAAAUUGUCACGGUGGUUCUCACAGCUGUAACAGAAAGAGGGCAGUGGAAAGAUCUGAAAACAUACAACUGGUGGGGUCCAAAUACACCGUCAAGCUACCAGAAAACCCAUGCCAUUUCAAUACGUACGAUGCCGACCUUGAUGGUAAAAUAAGCCAGGGAGAACUGUUUGGUGUUCUUGGUAUUGACAAGAUACCAGCAUCUGUGUUGAAGGAUCUUGAUGUAGUGACAGAUCAUGGAGUUAUAACAAAAGAGGCAUUUGACGCUAAAGUAGCUCAAGUCAUACCUCAAUGUGGACGUUCUAACUAGUUACCAUAUUGUUCAAUAUACCGGAUAUACAGACUGCUUCAUUCUUAGUUAAAUACAGGCUGCUUCAUUCCUUCUGGAAGUUUCUUGUUUAUGCAUUCAUUAAAAAUAACAAAAUUUAUUUUUCAACGAAUAACAUAUGACCAUGCAACAUUUUAUCAAAUUAUGAUUGAAACAUUGUGAUUUACAAUUUAGUAUUUACGCACUCUAAGACAUCCAUGAGUGAGAGUUAUACCUAAUUAAACAUGAAUCAUCUGAUGAUUAUUUACCUUUUCCAAUAAACAUGUUGUAGUCAUAGUCAAAUAAAGCGAUGCAGGUAUAUUA